AUGCUCACACGAUCGACACGCAUCGCACGACCUCUCUCUUCAUCACUCUGUACCAUGUCCAAGCCGACUGUCGCGAAGAAUCUCCAGGGGAAGGUCAAGAUCCCCCAGUUUGGGCUGGGCGUGUAUGAGAUGGGGGACCAGGCGACGUACGAUGCGUGCAUUACCGCACUCAAGGAUGGAUACAGACACAUAGACACUGCGGAGUGGUACGAGAAUGAGGCGCCGGUCGGCCGCGCCGUGCGCGACUUUGUGUCUUCCUCGGGCGUGCCCCGAUCCGAGAUCUUCGUCACGUCCAAGUUGAUGCGGAAUCGGACGUACGACCUCGCUUUGGCCGACUUGAAGAACUCGCUGCAAGAGGCGGGGCUGGACUAUUUCGACCUGUACCUGAUGCACUCGCCUCUCGGCGGUGCGGCGAAGCGAAAGGAGGUCUGGCGAGCCCUCCUCGUCGCCCGGGACCAGGGACUCGUCAAGUCUGUCGGCGUCAGCAACUUUGGUGCCAAGCAUAUCGACGAGAUGAUUGAGGAUGGUGUCGAGCUGCCCGUGCUCAACCAGAUUGACCUCCACCCUUUCAUGCGGCAUCCGGACAUCGUCGACGCUUGCGAGAAGCACGGUAUCGCGCUUGAGGUUCGACCACCCUGUUGUCAUCAAAAUGAAGGAGAAGUAUGGGAAGUCUUCGGCUCAGAUAUUCCUCCGGUGGGGGUUGCAGCAUCAACUGACAUCCAGGGCUACAUCGUGAUCCCGAAGUCGGCCAACCCGAAGCGUAUCGUCGAGAACGCGCAGAUCUUCGACUUUGAGAUUAGCCAGGAGGACAUGGACGAGCUUGACGACCUCGACGAGUAUCUCGUCACCGACUGGGAUGUUGUCGGCGCCGACUAA
Molecule: messenger RNA, 876 nt
Organism: Trichosporon asahii var. asahii CBS 2479
Lineage: Eukaryota; Fungi; Basidiomycota; Tremellomycetes; Trichosporonales; Trichosporonaceae
Product: aldo-keto reductase
Exons: 6
Coding region: 1-876 (291 amino acids)
Molecular function (GO): oxidoreductase activity
Source: RefSeq, a predicted model, not a curated record